ACGUCAGCAGAUGGCGGUAAUGCACACCAGAAGGUUGCUUGCCAACUGCCAUCAAACCAAUAACAAAGAAGAAGAAGAAAAAGUGACACGGAAUUUGAAAUAUUUCAGUCUAAAGCUUUUCAUUUAUUGUAGCUUUAUUUAGACUGCUGUCCACAGACAUGUCAUGUUUUGGUGGUGAUCCCAACUUCUGCCCAGAGUGUGGGAACGUUCUCCCUCUCCCAGGGAUCCUGACCACUAUCAGUUGUCCCCGCUGCUCUUUCUCCAGACCUGUAUCAGAGUUUUCAAAUCGAGAAAUUUGCUCUACGGUCGUCUUCAAUCAAGUGAAUAAGUCUUCUGUGGUACUAAAGAGCAGUGAGGACUCUGAAAUGAAGGGUCCUGUGAUCGACAGACGUUGCUCUCGGUGCAAUAAAGAAGGCAUGAUUUACCACACCAGGCAGAUGAGGUCUGCAGAUGAAGGCCAGACUGUCUUUUUCACAUGUAUACACUGCAGGUAUCAAGAGAAGGAGGACUCCUGAGAAGAUCUAAAUGAUGAGUUCGCUUUCAUCCAUGCUGUUGUGCCCUAGGCAAGAUAUUUCACCAAGUGUUGCCCACAAUACAGUGGAUAUAAAAGUUUACAUACCCUUGUGCAAAUGCCAGGUUUUCAUGAUGUAAAAACAAUAACAGCAAGACAAAAUAUUUCACAACUUUUUCCACCUUUUAAUGUGACUUAUAACCUCUUCAACGCAAUUGGAAAAAAACCCUGAAACAUUUAAAAAGGGGAACAAUAUGAAAUUAAAAUUAUUAAAAUAAACUGGUUACAUAAAUAUGCA
This is a messenger RNA of Nerophis ophidion (straightnose pipefish), 809 nucleotides long. It is a transcript of the gene polr1h, whose product is annotated as RNA polymerase I subunit H. The transcript has 5 exons. Gene Ontology annotation, cellular component: RNA polymerase I complex. The coding region runs from base 159 to 515 and encodes 118 amino acids. Gene Ontology annotation, molecular function: nucleic acid binding; zinc ion binding; DNA-directed RNA polymerase activity. Gene Ontology annotation, biological process: DNA-templated transcription; termination of RNA polymerase I transcription. Lineage: Eukaryota; Metazoa; Chordata; Actinopteri; Syngnathiformes; Syngnathidae. The record is from RefSeq and is a predicted model, not a curated record.